Aureococcus anophagefferens is the source of this 849-nucleotide messenger RNA. RefSeq lists its product as hypothetical. The record is from RefSeq and is a predicted model, not a curated record. Gene Ontology annotation, cellular component: endoplasmic reticulum membrane. Bases 1 to 849 code for a protein of 282 amino acids. Gene Ontology annotation, molecular function: diacylglycerol O-acyltransferase activity. Gene Ontology annotation, biological process: triglyceride biosynthetic process. The transcript has a single exon. NCBI's taxonomy places the organism in Eukaryota, Pelagophyceae, Pelagomonadales, Pelagomonadaceae.
AUGAUCCUCUACGCCACCUGGGUCGCCCGCGACGACGCGCCGCGGCGCUGCGGCCGGAGGAUCCGCGCGCUGCAGCUGUCGCGGUUCUCGAGCUGGCUCGGCGGCUACUUCCCCAUCAAAAUCCGCAAGGCCAGCGCCGACGCGGACUUCGACGAUCGAUCGGUCUACCUCUUUGGGUAUCAUCCGCACGGCAUCAUCUCCGUGGGCUGCUUCACGCAGUUCGCGUUCGACGGCUCCGGCGCGUCGAAGCUCUUCCCGAAGCUCCGCUUCCACUGCGCGACUUUGGGCUUCAACUUCCGCAUCCCCUUCUUCCGGGAGCUGCUCCUGGGCCUCGGCAUCAUAGAGGUGUCGGCGAAAUCCAUCAAAAACGCGCUCUCGUCGGGGCCCGGCGCGGCCGUCGUCAUCGUGCCCGGCGGCGCGGCGGAGAGCCUCGACGCGUCGCCGGGCGGCGAGCACGUGCUCACGCUGCGGAAGCGCAACGGCUUCUUCCGCAUCGCGCUGCAGCACGGCGCGAAGCUCGUGCCCGUGUUCUCCUUCGGGGAGAACGACCUCUACGGCGUCGUGAGCCCGACGGGGCCCGUGCGGCGGCUCCAGGCGGCGGCGCUGCGGCUCUUCGGCUACGCCGUGCCCGUCUACCUGGGAGCGGGCUCGAACUCGGCGACGUUCGGCAGCCCCAUGCCCAUGCGGCGGCCCAUCAUCACCGUCGUCGGCGACCCGAUCGCCUGCCCGCGCAUCCCGGAGCCGACGCAGGAGCAGAUCGACGACCUGAAGGUCCAGUACAUCGAGCGGCUCCGCCUCGUCUUCGACAAGUUCGCCCAGGACCAGCAGGUCCUCACCAUCGACAAGUAA